This is a messenger RNA of Oryza brachyantha (malo sina), 1387 nucleotides long. RefSeq names its product 50S ribosomal protein L7/L12-like. Gene Ontology annotation, biological process: translation. Gene Ontology annotation, molecular function: structural constituent of ribosome. Gene Ontology annotation, cellular component: ribosome. Bases 57 to 650 code for a protein of 197 amino acids. Lineage: Eukaryota; Viridiplantae; Streptophyta; Magnoliopsida; Poales; Poaceae. The record is from RefSeq and is a predicted model, not a curated record. The transcript is spliced from 2 exons.
CAUCGCAUCGAGCCAUCAACCCACUGACACUAAACCCUAGCCUCGCCGUCGCCGCCAUGGCCGCCUCCCUCCUCCGCUCCGGCCACCGCCUCCUCCUCCGCCACGGGCGCCUCACCCCAGCCUUCUCCACCGCCGCGGCGGAGGAGAUCAUCGACGUCCGCAAGCUCCCCACCGACUACGACCCCUCCACCUUCGACCCCACCUCCCCGUCCCGCGCCCCUCCCUCCGACCGCGUCUGGCGCCUCGUCGAGGACGUAUCCUCCCUUACCCUCGGCGAGUCCGCCGCGCUCUCCGCUCUCCUUCUCCGCCGCCUGGACAUCCCUGCUCCCCCCAUCGCCAUCCUCAACUCUGCCGCGGGCCUGGGUGGUGGUGGUGGCGGCGCAGCGGCAGCGGGCGCCGCCGGAGAGAAGGCCGGUGGGGCGGCGGCGGCCGAGAAGACGGUAUUCGAGCUGCGCUUGGAAGCGUUCGAUGCGGCAAGCAAGAUCAAGGUGAUCAAGGAGAUCCGGUCAUUCACGGACCUCGGCCUGAAGGAGGCGAAGGAGCUAGUGGAGAAGGCGCCCGCGGUGAUCAAGGGCGGCGUGUCGAAGGAGGAAGCCCAGACGAUCAUCGAGAAGAUGAAGGCUGUCGGUGCCAAGGUCGUCAUGGACUGAUCCGCACAUCCAUUUCAAUUUUCAAGUGCAGGGUUCACAAUUUUUAACUGGGUUUUCUCAUGGUUGAUGCAGUUUGGGAUUCCAGUGUUAAUAUCAGAUGGGUGCAUGCAGUCUGGGAUUGUAAAUGUUAAUUGACAUUUUGAAGGCCCAGCUAGCCAAGUAUUCAUGCCAUCAUGUGUUUCUCUUUGUUCUGUUGAUGAAUUUUCUGCCACUAACAAAGAAACAUGGAAUAAUCUCUGUUGAAAAAUGAGAUCAACGGCCUGCAGAGCUCUGGAGUGUUCAACCUUGAGUCUGAGACUCUUUGAGUGUACAACAUUGAGUAUUUUUUUGUUGACCUCACCGGCUGUAUAUGUAAUGGACCAUAGCUACUGAGCUACAAGCACGAUAUGGCGUUCAAGUCAUUAUCAUCUGCAAAUGUGACAUGAUCUUGUGGUAUGACAUGGGUCGUAUGGACAUAGAAAAUGCAUUUAUGUAUUUCUUUUUUGAAACGACAUGGGUCAUGUGAACAUCAACAAUCCACUUAUGUAUUUCUUUUUUGAAACGAUGUAGUGCACUGCUUCUGGCAGGAACCCCUAAGAUGACGAUGACUGGUCCAGGGAGUGCCGAGUCGUCAUAUAAAAAGGGUAUGGUAAUAGGAGUGUGGUGAACUCUAGCCAUGAGCCAAAAGAAGAGAGAAGAAAAUGUUGUACAUUCAGGUCGCAGGUCAGGUCAGCUAGGAGUGGCAGCUGCCAUGUGGC